Messenger RNA from Parnassius apollo (apollo), 5427 nucleotides. NCBI's taxonomy places the organism in Eukaryota, Metazoa, Arthropoda, Insecta, Lepidoptera, Papilionidae. The record is from the annotation of a GenBank genome assembly.
AUGGCGCUCCACGUACUAUGGUUGGUGGCUAUUUUGGCGCCUUUUGCAGGAGUUAGCACGCAAGAUGAUAAUGAUUGGAUGGAUUCAAACGAUAUAAGUGCCAGCAGAUGGCCACCAACAGAUUGGUACCCGCAGAAUGCUCCAGUAGCGCCAUCGCCAACAAGAUACGGGUUAUCAAGGAGGCCAGACUUGCCAGCACCACGCCCGCCACCAAACACUGGCCUGAACUUCGCUGUAUACGACCCCGUGACUCGGCAACGCACAACUGCUGUCGACCGCAACUGUACUGCCACUGGGUGCUGUGUACCAAAAUGUUUCGCUGAAAAGGGUUCAAGGGGAUUUCCGGGUGUACCCGGACCACCAGGAAUGAGGGGACUUCCAGGGCACGAAGGUGCGGAAGGUCCUCAAGGCGCUAAGGGUCAAAAAGGACAAUUGGGACCACAGGGUCCUCGUGGACCCAAGGGUGAUAGGGGAAAACCGGGCGCUCAAGGUUUUAUUGGGUUUGCAGGACCUCCAGGACCACAGGGUGAACCAGGUAUUCCUGGAAUACCAGGAAGAGAUGGAUGUAAUGGCACAGAUGGAGAACCUGGAGAAACAGGGCCCAAAGGGUCACAAGGACCUCGAGGUAUACCUGGACCAAAGGGAGACAAAGGUGACAAAGGAGAAGCAGCUCAUAUGGGCCGAUACCCUAAGGGUCAAAAAGGAGAACCGGGAGCUGACGGUAUGCAGGGAAGUCAAGGACCCGUUGGACCUCCAGGGCCUCCUGGUGUACAGGGACCAAAAGGAAAUACUGGACCUAUGGGUCCACAAGGUUUUAAAGGUGACAAAGGUUCUAAAGGUACGAAGGGACAAUCAAUCCAAGGAGACAAGGGUGAUAGAGGUGAUAGAGGAGAUAAAGGUCCAGGCUGCCCUUCUAUAAUAUUACCCUCUGAAGAUAACGCUAGUGCAAUUAGAGGAGUACCAGGCGACAUGGGUCCUAAAGGUGAAAAAGGAGAACCAGGAAGAAUGGGUGACAAAGGUGAUACUGGACCAAUGGGUGAACCGGGUUUAUCAGGGCAAAUGGGUAUUAAAGGAGAAAAAGGCAUAAGAGGAAAUCCCGGUGCUAUUGGUAGAGACGGUAUGUACGGUGCAUCGGGACCUAUGGGACAAAAAGGCGAUCGAGGUAAUGAUGGACUUCCAGGUCUACCUGGGCGACCAGGUGAAAAGGGUGAACCUGGAAAGGAUGGAUUGCCGGGUCAACGAGGUCUAAAAGGAGUUCAAGGAUUACCGGGUGGACGCACUGGUUCUCGGGGCCCACCUGGUCCUCCUGGACCUAGAGGUUACACUGGACCAGCUGGGCCUAAGGGUACCGAUGGAAGACCUGGAGAACGUGGAGAGCCUGGGCCCAUGGGUCCUCCGGGUGGUCAGGGAGAGCCAGGAACACCUGGAAUGGAAGGUCCUGCGGGACACAAAGGUGAAAAAGGUGAACCUGGAUUAGAUGGCCAACAGGGUGAAACAGGACCACGGGGUUACGAUGGCCCAGUUGGACCACAAGGACCAAGAGGAAUUAAGGGCGAAGACGGCUUUUCAAUACCCGGAGAAAAAGGUAACAGUGGACUGCCUGGUUUAUCUGGUGAAAAAGGUCAAAAGGGUGAACGAGGUUAUCAAGGGUUACGAGGUGUUCCUGGAAACUCUACCUUAGGAACACCAGGUAGUCCGGGUGAAAUGGGUGCACCAGGAGAGAAAGGAAACAAAGGUAGUCCCGGUCUUGAUGGUAUACCUGGUAGUCAAGGUCCGAAAGGUGACAUAGGUGGCCGUUGUAAUGAAUGCUGGCCUGGUGGUCCUGGGCCAAAAGGUGAUCGUGGAAUGGAUGGACUUGCUGGUGAAAGAGGAGAAAGGGGACCUCCUGGAGCGAUAGGACUACCUGGUGACCGUGGCGCAGAUGGACUAAACGGAUUACCUGGUUCAGCCGGAGCACCGGGCGAGCGUGGCGACGAAGGACCAAUGGGUCCUCCUGGAGACAAGGGAGCAGAUGCACUUAUACCAUCAAGUUUGAUUAAAGGACCACCGGGAGAAAAGGGAUUACAAGGACCGAGGGGCUUACCGGGCCCUAAAGGUGAAAGGGGAAGUGACGGACCUAAAGGUGACCGUGGGCCUAUAGGUAUGCCUGGGCCAAAAGGUGACCAGGGCUUUAUUGGACCUCCUGGUGCAGAUGGUAAUCCGGGUAUUCCUGGAACCCCUGGAACUCCUGGAGCCAAAGGAGCUUCAGUUAAAGGAGAAAAAGGUACACCAGGAGAUUUAGGUCGAAAAGGAGACAAAGGUUUCCCAGGAUUAUCAGGCAAAAAAGGUGAACCGGGUAUGUGCCCGGCCAAUUUACAAGCACUAACUAAAGGCGAUAGAGGAGCACAAGGACCACCAGGACCUCAGGGACCGACAGGGGACACGGGUGAAAAAGGAGACAAAGGUUUUGCCGGGCGUCCUGGAGAUAAAGGAGAUAUGGGCUUGCAGGGUAGGCAAGGACCUGUUGGACCUCGUGGACUUCCAGGUCCAAGGGGAGAAAAGGGUGAAAUGGGCUCAAUGGGUUUCCCUGGUACUCCGGGAGAACUUGGACCAAGAGGUUUCCCAGGAAUGCCCGGAUUUAAAGGAGACAAAGGAGAAAUAGGACCAUCAAUGCCGGGACCUCCAGGACCAUCUGGUUUAACUGGACAAAAAGGAGAACAGGGACCUAGAGGAUUACCGGGAAUACCUGGUAACGAUGGCCCUCCUGGAGCAACGGGCUUACGAGGUGAAAAAGGGGACAUGGGAUUAACAGGUAGACCUGGCGCACCUGGAUUUCCUGGACAGAAAGGGGAUGCUGGACCAGUUGGCCCACCUGGUAUACCAGGUUUACCAGGUACACCUGGAAGGGAAGGUCCUAAAGGACGACAAGGAUAUCCAGGAGUACCUGGAAAACCAGGAGUUAUUGGUUUACCAGGGCAAAAGGGUGAACCAGGUAUGCAAGGGCCUGAUGGGCCUAAAGGAUUUCCGGGUGCACGUGGACGUCCCGGUCCUAUAGGUAUUACUGGAAUAGAUGGUAUGCCGGGAGAAAAAGGAGACAAGGGCGAAGUUGGUUUUCCAGGCUUACCAGGGCCACCUGGCUUAAACGGUCCAAUUGGUCCUGUUGGCGCUCCUGGGCUUAAAGGAGACCAAGGUUUUGAAGGUCCCCCUGGACCACCAGGCAGAAUGGGUUUACCAGGCGAUAAAGGUGAUAGAGGUUUUUCUGGUGCUCCCGGGCCUAAAGGAGAACCUGGCUUAGCUUCAGAUAAAGGUCAAAAAGGAGAACCUGGUAUGCCAGGCUUAAGAGGCUUAGAUGGCGCUCCAGGUAUAAAUGGUGAAAAGGGAGAUAAGGGAGAUGCUGGUUUACCUGGAUACGGUCUUCCCGGUCCUGCUGGGCAAAAAGGUGAUAUGGGACCACGUGGAUUAGAUGGUUAUCCUGGACAACCUGGAAUAAAAGGAGAUCGUGGAUUUCCUGGUUUACCAGGACAGAAAGGUGAUAGAGGUCUUUCAGGGGAGCCUGGCCGACCAGGAGCACCAGGUUUAGAUGGAAUGCCAGGUUCUCCAGGUGAAGUCGGUUUACCUGGACCAGAAGGCGCCAAAGGUGAUAAAGGAGACAAAGGAUUUCCGGGUCGGGAUGGAAUGGAUGGACUUAAAGGAGAACAAGGGCCUCUUGGCCCUGUUGGCUUACCAGGACUAAGAGGUUUUACAGGACCUAAGGGUGACAGAGGUUUACCUGGAUUAUCAAUAAACAUCAAAGGAGACAAAGGUGAAACAGGUCCUCAAGGUAAUACCGGUAUGCCAGGAGAAAAAGGUGAAAGGGGGAGAGAUGGAGAACAAGGACUGCAAGGAGAGAAGGGUGAUAGAGGUGCUUUUGGACAAAAGGGAGAUAUGGGACGAAUAGGAUUCACGGGAGAAAAGGGUGAUAGGGGUCCUAUUGGUCCUUCAGGUAUUCCUGGGCUUACAAUAAAAGGAGAAAAAGGUCUACCCGGAGCACCUGGUAAACAUGGCCGUCCUGGGCAGCAAGGUGCCCCUGGAGAAAAGGGUGAUCAAGGAUUGCCAGGUCUUCCGGGUGAAAUGGGUCCCCCUGGUACAUCAGCUCCCCCCGGACCACGAGGAGAAAAGGGCGAUCAGGGACGAGAAGGAAUUGCUGGUCCACCCGGAUUUGAUGGAUCACCUGGAUUACCUGGAUUACCGGGCAUAGAAGGUGCAAAGGGAGACAAGGGUGAAAGAGGUGCUCCUGGUUUCGGUUUACCUGGUCAGAAAGGAGAUCAAGGACCACAAGGUAUGCCAGGACAGGUGGGACAAAAAGGGGAUAAGGGAGAUAGAGGUUUUGAUGGUCAAAAUGGUCAGCCAGGACCAAUGGGCUUACAAGGUGAAAAGGGUGACCGCGGCUUCCAAGGUCAACCGGGUCUCAUUGGUGCAACAGGCGAAAAAGGUGACAAAGGAGAAGCAGCUCAGUUCGUUUUUGGUCCCAAAGGUGAACCAGGACCACGCGGUCCACCUGGUUUGGAUGGUCUACCAGGAAUGGCUGGAAAGCCUGGCGCACCAGGUUUAGAUGGUAGUCCGGGUAUGAAGGGUGACCGUGGUUACCCAGGACCACAAGGGCCACCAGGAUUACCUGGUCCUCAAGGUUUACAAGGGUUACAAGGUGAAAGAGGUGAAACAGGACGUACUGGACUACCUGGUGUUCCUGGAAAUCCUGGAGCACCUUGCGUCACGACUGAUUAUUUGACAGGGAUACUUCUUGUGAGACAUAGUCAGAGUGAUGCAGUACCACAGUGUGAGGCUGGCCAUGUUAAACUAUGGGAUGGGUAUUCUUUACUAUACAUAGAUGGUAACGAAAAAGCUCAUAAUCAAGAUCUUGGGUAUGCCGGUUCAUGUGUGAGAAAAUUCAGCACUAUGCCGUUCCUAUUUUGCGAUCUGAAUGAUGUUUGCAACUAUGCUAGCCGAAACGACCGAAGUUAUUGGUUAUCUACGGGUCAACCAAUUCCAAUGAUGCCAGUGGAAGGCAAUGAAAUCAUGCGAUAUAUAUCUAGAUGCGUGGUUUGCGAAGUUCCAGCAAAUGUUAUAGCGGUUCAUAGUCAGACACUUGAUAUCCCCAGCUGCCCAGUAGGCUGGCGAGAACUAUGGAUCGGAUACAGCUUUAUAAUGCACACGGGAGCUGGAGGUCAAGGUGGCGGCCAAGCUUUGGCGAGCCCUGGAUCGUGUCUUGAAGAUUUCCGAGCAACGCCAUUCAUCGAAUGUAAUGGAGAGGGUGGCACAUGCCACCAUUUCGCUAACAAGCUUAGUUUCUGGCUUACAACUAUCGAAGACAACAAGCAGUUUGCAAUGCCUGAACGUGAGACAUUAAAAUCUGGACGGCUAUUAGAAAGAGUAUCGAGGUGCUCAGUUUGUAUCAAAAAUACAGUUUAG